Messenger RNA from Juglans microcarpa x Juglans regia, 687 nucleotides. RefSeq lists its product as uncharacterized. The record is from RefSeq and is a predicted model, not a curated record. The coding region runs from base 1 to 687 and encodes 228 amino acids. Lineage: Eukaryota; Viridiplantae; Streptophyta; Magnoliopsida; Fagales; Juglandaceae. The transcript has 2 exons.
AUGUCCUUUGGAUUGACUAAUGCUCUAGCGGCUUUUAUGGAUUUAAUGAACCAUAUAUUCAAGGAGUACAUUGACCAGUUUGUUAUCAUACUUAUUGAAGAUAUCCUGGUUUAUUCUAAGAGCCCGGAGGAGCAUGCAAAGCACCUAGAAGUGGUCUUAGAAAUUUUAAGGGAGAAGAAACUGUAUGCCAAACUAACUGUGAGUUUGGCUGCAAAAGAUUUCUAUCCUUGGCCACAUAGAGGCGAAGAUGGGAUUUUUGUGGAUCCUUUAAGGGUUGAGAUUAAAGCUGCUCAGAGUGAAGAUGUCAACCUCCAGAAGAUGAAGAUAGAGGUUUCAGAAGGGAAGCAGCUCACCUUUAUGGUUUUUGAAGAUGGGUCCCUACGGUUUAAAAGGAGACUAUGUGUACCAGCAGAGAAAGAAUUACUGGAUCUACUACCGAGGGAGAUGCACGGGUCUUUACACACAAUGCAUCCGAGUAGCACCAAGAUGUAUCGAGACCUGAGACAACACUACUGGUGGAGCGGGAUGGAGAGGGAUGUAGCUAAUUUUGUAGCUCAAUUUCUGACGUGCCUAAUGGUUAAGGCUGAGCAUCAAAGGCCUUCAAAAACACUACAACUAGUGCCGAUCCCAAUUGGCGAGAUUAGCAUGGACUUCGUGGUAGGAUUUCCUACAGCGCCGGGCAGAUAA